AUGGAGGUGAUCAAAUCUGAGUCCAAACUGGCCCUGGAGAAUGUGCUUGGUAUGAAGGGUGGAGAUGGAGAAUCCAGCUAUGCGAAAAGCUCUUCAGUUCAUUUAAAUAUCGUUCAAGCUAUGAAACCAAUUCUGGAGCGCGCCAUUUUUGAGAAUAUGAGAUUGAUGUCUAAUGUGGGAGGGAUAUUUAGGGUAGCAGAUUUCGGUUGUGGUACUGGGAAAAAUACUCUUGUGGUGGUAGACACCAUUGUCAAUGCUGUGAAACGCUCGUUUGAGGAACAUGAGAUGCCAGAAUUUGAGGUGUAUUUCGUCGACCUUCCUUCUAAUGAUUUCAAUUCAUUGUUUCGAAUGUUGCCUCCCCACAGACCAGACUAUGCUGAUGUUGAUAAUGAUGGUGAUAACAAUCCAUUAGCUGGAAGGUCUUAUAUUGCAGGGGCUGUGUGUGGAUCACAUUUUAGACGUCUACUCCCACGGAAAAGCCUGCAUUUCUGUCACUCUUCUCUCAGUCUUCAUUGGCUUUCACGGUUGUCUGAUGAUAAGAUAAAUCCAGAUUUCACAGCGUUUUUAAAGGCUCGGGCAGAGGAGAUGGUUGAUGGGGGAUGCAUGUUUGUAUCUCUGCCGGGUCGUAAUGAAGGAACCCACAUAAUGGAGGACCAAGGCCUAUGUGGAUUUUUUGCGCGCCACAUAGAAUGUGCGUUUGAGGAACUAGUUAAUGAGGGUAUUGUUGAAAAAGAGAAAUGGGAAUCAUUUAAGAUAACUUUUUUCGGUCUAAAUUUAGAUGAAGUAGAAAGCAUUGUGAAGAAAGAGCGUCAUUUGUAA
Molecule: messenger RNA, 819 nt
Organism: Cryptomeria japonica (Japanese cedar)
Lineage: Eukaryota; Viridiplantae; Streptophyta; Pinopsida; Cupressales; Cupressaceae
Product: indole-3-acetate O-methyltransferase 1-like
Exons: 5
Coding region: 1-819 (272 amino acids)
Biological process (GO): methylation
Molecular function (GO): S-adenosylmethionine-dependent methyltransferase activity
Source: RefSeq, a predicted model, not a curated record